This is a messenger RNA of Paramecium primaurelia, 1039 nucleotides long. The record is from the annotation of a GenBank genome assembly. Lineage: Eukaryota; Ciliophora; Oligohymenophorea; Peniculida; Parameciidae.
AUGAUCCAAUAAUAAUAAAAUAACUAAUCAAAAUACUUCAGUCAUAAGCUUCUGUAUUCAAUAACUCAGAAAUAUCCUAAACAUUGUUUUGCAUAAGCGAUUAAUAAUAAUAAUACUCUGUUAGUUUUGGGAUCUAGUAUAGUUUGCAAAAUAAUUUAUUUAAAAAAUGAAUUAAAAUAAUUGCAAUAAACUAAAAUGCAUAAAGGUGCAAUAUCUACUCUAAAUUUCUUUAAAUCAAGAUAAUAAUUUAUUUCUGGUUCUUAUGAUUCAUCAAUUAUUAUUUAGCCCACAAACCUUUUAUAAAAUCUCAAAUAUAUUACAAAACUAUAAGGACAUAGUCGUGGUAUUUCAUGUUUAGUUGUGAAUCCUAAUACAGAAGAUCUUAUUAUAAGUGGAUCUGUUGAUAAGACAAUUAGAUUUUGGUAUUAUUCAUCAUCAUCUAAUUGGUCUUGUUCAUAAACUAUUAAUGAACAUAAUGAUUAAGUAAAUGGAUUAUCCAUAAAUCAAGAUGGUACAAAAUUAGUUUCUUGUGGUAGAGAUUAACAAAUUUUAUUAAUGGAAAGAUCUAAUGGAUAAUUGUGGUAUAUUAAACAAAAGAUUUUUGAAAAUGGUUAUCGUAUUACAUUUAUAACAACAAAUAUAUUUGCAUUUCAACCCUGUAAUGGUAAACAUUUACAAUUAUAUACAAUUGAUCAUUCCACUGGAUUAUAUGUAAAAUCAAAAGGAACCCUAAGUUAAAGGAGUUGGAUCAGAUUGUUAAUAUUAUUUUCCCUAAAUAUAUAUAUCCUCCAGAAAACUCCUACUUUCUAAAAAUGGAUAUUUUGUAAAUUUAUUAUAAUUUAAUUUUGAUUCUGAAAAUUGGGAUUGCGAAUUUAUAGAAGGUAUUGAGUUUGAUUAACGUGGAAAUUUUGGAAACAUUUUUGGGACAAUGAGUGACAAUGGAGAAUAUUUGAUAACUUGGGAUUGUAUGGCUGGUAAUAUAGAAAUAAGAUAAUUCACUUAUAAAAAUGAUAUGAAUGAUCAUUAAAUUAUUAAUUGA